AUACGAGAGUCUAGCUUUGAACUAUAAACUCGUUGACUUUUCGUGCGUAUUCGUGUAAUAUAUACGACAUAGAAAACAAACAAAGUACUUAGAACUCGGAGUCUCGCAAAAUAGCCUUGCUAUAAGAGCCAACAAAAGGGUAUAUCGUGCGUGAGCCAUAGAAAAGUUUUCGUGUCAGUGAAUUUAAUAAAACCAACAAAAAAAAAAAAAAAAAUAAAAAAAAAGACAGCACACAACGAAUGAAGUAAAAUAUGUAGGUUUAAAAACAAAAACAACAAAGUAAAUCAAGCAAAAAUCAGCUACUAAAGGGGUCUAACCAAAUCAAAUGCAAACACACCGCAGCGAAACAAAACAAAACGAGAAGUGAAUUGGAGAGUAAAAACAUUCAGAGUAACAACAAGUUUGAAUGCAACAAUAAGUUAGUGCAAGGUACCCAAACAAUUACACAAAAAAAAAAACAAAAAAACACUCACACAAAUACCUCCAACCUUACGCACAUGCCAGCAACACAAUAGCCAUGAAAAUAGCUUCACAUAUCCUUAGUGGAAUUUCAAGUGCGAUGAAGGCAGACAAGUGAAUAUGGACAAAGCAGUUAACGGAGUGAAUUAAAUUGAAGUGCAAGUCAACAGCAGACAUCAGUAAAAGUUUUCUACGCUAAACUAAAAAAAAAAAGCCAGAAGAAAUAGUAAAAAGAAGAAGCACAUUAAGUGAAUAAGCAUAUGCCUAAUGGCCCAUUAGGCGCAUAUAUGGGCAUAGCACCGUAAAUUAUCAAAAAUGGACACCCACUGACAACCAAAACCAAAAAAAAAAAACAACGAAUAAAAUCGCUUGACUGUUAGGGAACGUAAGGGCACAAGGGCUUUCUUCUCAACAGAACAAGUGCUCGAAUAUCAGAAGCGAGAAUAAUAAAACCAAAAACAAAAAAAAAAACGAGUCAAAUUGAAACGUGUGCACGGUGUGUUGGUUAAGUGAUUUGUGAAUGUCAAAACAACAAACAGUUGCAUCAACAACUGUCAUUGGCAAUGGCCCAGCUUGCAGCCACGAAUGCUGGUCACAUGAUUAUAAUAGCAUCAGCAGGACGUGCAUGAUUAUGCUCGCACUCACGUAUAAUAUUAUGUACUACAACACCAACAAAAACCAAACGCGCUUAAAUUGUCAUUGUUGAUGUGUGAGAUUUUUGCUAUGUAAUUUUCGCUGUUCACUGUGAUGUUGUUGUGCUUUUAACAACUUUCCAUAUAAUUCUCUCAUUAUUUCUGUAUACGUCAGCAGCGUGUCAUACGGGCAGAGUGUGCGUGUGUUCGCCAUUUGAAACCGCAGCGUCCGGCAUUAGUGCGCCGCGUGUGCGUUAGCGACAACCGCAACGCAUUACCGCCACAUCGCAUCCCUCGGCAGCGUUUCAAACAAUGCUUACCUGUGUGUGUCGUCCUGUCUCCGGUAAUUUGCCAAAAAUGCCACCGACUAUGCUGCCCGCACCGAAAGCGUCACGCAGUGCCAUCGCCAUUGCCGGCAUAGGUGUUACGCCCACUGUGGUGGUGACUGCAGAACCAAAGCUAAAUGUGCCUGGCAGGCUGACAUCAGCCGAAUUACGGGCGAUGGCACUGCGACAACAACAGCAAAUCGACUCACAACACCAGCUGUUGGCUACCAAGGAGCAGCGUUUGCGUUUCCUUAAAUCACAAGAGGUGCGCAACGCGGUCGCCAGCGCUGAAGGUGAACGCCUGCGACGUUUACGGGAGCGCGUGGAGGCGCAGGAAUCCAAAUUGCGACGCUUGCGUGCGCUGCGAGGUCAAGUGGACUUACAGAAGACUUACAAUGUUACGCUGAGCAACGAUCUGGACUCGAUUCGAGCUCUUUUUAGUGAAAAGGAGAAAGAGCUUAGUUUGGCAGUUGCGAAGGUGGAAGCGCUCACUAGACAACUGGAGGAAUUAAGACGCGAUCGUCGCUGUCCAAUAAAUCUGCUAUCAACUGGUGGUAAUAAUGGCAAUGCACAGCCCUUGCCGCCACAAGCAUCACGGGAACUCGAGAAGUUGCGGCGUGAAUUGGUGUAUCGUAAUCAACUAUCGCUGCAACAAGAUGCCCGCUUACAUUUGCAACGUGAGGCAUUGCAGCAACGGCAGGCUGAACUGCGCUCCGUUGACCAGCGCAUUUACGAGCUACAGACAAGGCUGCAACGUAAAAAAACCGCCAAUUUACAAAAUAAUAUGCAAAAUCAAAAUCAACUACACCAGCAACAACAACAGCAACAGCACCAACAGUCUGCGUCUCAGCAACCGUCACAUCAGCCUGCGGCGCACGCGUACAAUAACCCUAAGACCAAUGCCGCGUACAAUCACCAACAAACCAACCACCACAAACAAGGCGUGGCCGCACUCAAACAGCAAUUGCUGCAAAAACAAGCUAGUAAUCUAUUAACUACUGCGCAACAGCAACAUAACUCUUCAAAGUUCCCUAAUAUUAUCAAUCGUGAACCGAAUCGGAGUAUGCAACGCGGCAAUGUAGCUGCUGUCGAGCCAUACAUACAUACGCCACAGAAGUCGGCGAUCGCACCUGGAAGCGGCUACUUGGGCGCAGGCAAUAUAUUGAAACAUGCAGCUGCCACCGCUAACACCAAUCAGCAAAAUCAGCUGAUACAAGAUUUGACGCACAUGAAACUCAACAUAACUGCCGCUACGCACAGUCCACAAGGCGGCGCGCCAAAUGUGCAUGUGCUCAACAGCGGCACAAAUGCCGCUAAUACGCAGACGUCGUUCUUUAGUGGUGAAAGUGACGAAUCAAAGUUGGCGAAGAAAAUGCUAACAGCAUCGCUGGCGGCCGCUAAAGCCGCGGAACCAACUAAGCCCGUGGAAGUGGAUACAUCGAUGCACAUCUAUGCCGAAGUGGGUCCGAAAAAGCGGGACUUGCUGAAGGCGGCGGAGGCGGCCAAAGCGGCCGAGGCAGCUGCGCGUGCUACUGAGGCAUCAUCAAUUACCUCAUCGUCGUCAACAGGCUCGGUCAACACCACCACCACCACCACAGCCGGGGUCACGACAACUGGCAGUAAAAUACCGAAAAGCAUCGGUUCCGCCACCUCAGCAACGGCCAUGAUCAGUAAAUUAAAUAGCGCAGCAGCGGCAGCAAAGGAACGCAACGAAUUGGAGAGGAAAUGCGAAGGCGCAGCAAACGAAGCGUUGACAGAGAAGCAACACAUUCAACAGCAGCAACAAUUGACCGUGCACAGUAUGCCUUUGGGCGCUGCUAAUAAGUCGCUGGCCACCGCUGUGGCACAUACAAGCGCGUCGACGACUACAACCGCCAGUGGUGACAGCGUGCAUGCGAAACCGAAACCGCUACAGACGCAUGUAUCCGGUAGUUUGGCGAUACCGCCGCGAAAACCCAUCAGCAGCGUAGCACCUACAUCAGUGACCAGCUCUAUACCGAAAAUGAUUACCUACAGUCCAAAAGUAAACCGUGUUGCGCCAAAUGUGGUGAGUGCCACAGCAACAGCGACAACAAGCUCAGCAUCGACAACAGCGAACGCAGCGUAUUCUGAUCGACCCGCAUUGCCACCUAAGCCCAGCAAAAUAUCGCCCACAGAGCAUACGAACGACCACAGCUCAAGCGGCGCUACGAAUACAACAGCAGCAACAACAACAACAGCGUCUACGUCGAUGUUAAAGAAACCUGCCGUGCACGCGGCUUCAAUAGCAGCUGCCGCAGCAGUUGAAUUACAACAAGCCACACAAGGCCUGCAAACGCUCAAUAUCAAUGAUAAUCUGCCGAUCAAGGCGAAACCGCUGACAAUACGUAAGCAGCCUAUGUGCGAGCAGCCGCGUCUUAAGUUAGGCAACAGUGUACCUAAGCCGCCACUACAAGCUGCACGCAAAAUGGAUGUGCCAGCUGCAACAUCUUUUCUGUACCCUGCGGAUGGUUGCCACAGAGGCGAGCGCAACAAAGAUGCGCCGGAAAGUGUUAACGGUGGUGUGGGUGGUGGCGUCGCUGGUACCAGCAGUAUGAAUCGCUCAACUGGUGCGAAUAGCGCGCCAUCUUCGGCUGCCUCUUCACCCGAACAGCCACCGCAGUAUUCGCCACCACAAGUGCCGUCAGCGACAAGCGCUCAACCAACACACCAACAGCAUUCGCCUAACAGCAAUUCUCAAUCCAGUUCCAGCAUGGAUGAAUUGGAUAAGAUAGAACGGCACAGCGAUGGCGUGAGCGGAAGUGAAUCUACCACCACCGAUAACAGUGGCCUCAAGCGGCGUGCCGCUUCCACCGGUAGUGCGCCAAACACCUCCUCACUCGCAUCGGCGACGGCUAGCAACGGUAAACCAAAAUUAGCGCGUCGUGUGAGUUUUGAUCCGCUUGCUUUAUUGCUAGACGCUAGUCUGGAGGGUGAGUUGGAAUUGGUGAAAAAGACCGCAAUGCAGGUUGCAAAUCCUAGCGCAGCGAAUGACGAAGGCAUCACUGCGUUGCAUAACGCCAUCUGUGCGGGUCAUUUUGACAUAGUCAAAUUUCUUGUGGAAUUUGGUUGCGACGUGAAUGCACAAGACUCCGACGGUUGGACGCCACUGCAUUGUGCGGCCAGUUGCAAUAAUUUGUCCAUGGUGAAGUUCUUGGUGGAAAAUGGUGCAUGUCUGUUUGCAUCGACACUGUCAGAUCAUGAAACACCUGCGGAGAAAUGCGAGGAGGAUGAAGAAGGUUUCGAUGGUUGCUCCGAGUAUUUAUACAGUAUUCAAGAGAAACUCGGUAUACUUCAUAAUGGCGAAGUGUAUGCGGUAUUCUCGUAUGAUGCUCAAAACAGCGACGAACUUACAUUCCAAGUCAACGAUCGUUUGGUUAUCCUGCGAAAAGGCGAUGAUGCCGAAAGUGAAUGGUGGUGGGCAAAGAAUGCGAACGAUGAGGAAGGAUACGUGCCCAGAAAUCUGCUGGGGCUCUACCCAAGAGUCCCACCACAGACCUCCAAUUUCAACGAUUAGCAGUUAAUACGUUUUUAUAUAUGUAAAAAGAAAUCGGGUCGUCUAAUACAAAAACACUACAUAUCCAAGUAUUUGUAAUAUUUGUGGCAGCUUAUGGAAAACAUGGCACGCUAACAAAGUACAACAUAAAUUGGUGAUUGGAAGUAAAAAAUAUUUGGCGAGUUGGAGGAACGGCGCUCGAUAGUGACGUACGAAGCAUUUUAUAACUUAUUUCGUAUACAUUUUAUUUUCAUACAUAUGUAUGUAUGUACAACUAUAAAAGCAACUUUAGUUCGACUAACCUUAUUUUGUGUAUUUGUUUUAAGAGUUUGUAAUGUAAGGUAGCAUUCGUUUUUUUGCUAUCGCCUGAAAGUGUCCAUAGAAUGUGCAACAUUGAUAUUUAAGCGUUUUCGAAGGUUUUCUAUAUACUAAAAUACAUACAUAAGCAUGUAUAAAUGUAUGUAUAAGCACAAAAAAAUAAAAAAAGCGAAGUGAAUACGAUAAAUUCAUAAAUACAUAAAUACAUACCUUGUAACUCCUACUAAAUAACAAUACUAUUAAGGCUUACAAUAAAAAUAUUGUAUAUAAU
This is a messenger RNA of Anastrepha obliqua, 5520 nucleotides long. RefSeq names its product apoptosis-stimulating of p53 protein 1 (gene ASPP). The record is from RefSeq and is a predicted model, not a curated record. The transcript is spliced from 8 exons. Gene Ontology annotation, molecular function: p53 binding. Gene Ontology annotation, biological process: regulation of apoptotic process. Bases 1404 to 4952 code for a protein of 1182 amino acids. Gene Ontology annotation, cellular component: nucleus. Lineage: Eukaryota; Metazoa; Arthropoda; Insecta; Diptera; Tephritidae.